UGCUGCUCGCGUACUCAUUACAAGCGCUAGCGUCGCGCCGAGUCGUUGUAUUUUCUCCCUUUCGCCGCCCCCUCCUGUUCCCAUAAUACCCGUCGUCGCCGUCUUUGGGCUCUAAUUUAUCUCUUGUCGUUCGUAUAAUUAUUCUCUGCAGAGAACAAGGCGCCUUCACACAGCGCUCGGCCAGCUCGAACUGCGACGAGGUCCAUUCUUCUGGUGUGCCCGCGCAAAGACUGCUAGUGCUGCGCCUCGCCUAGCCGUCCCUCUGCUCUACUCAGCGUCUGGUUCCGGCGUCUAUCGUAUUCUACCCGAUUAUCUUAAUCCACCUGCUUAAUCAUGGGCGCGUGCAUGUCGUCCGGCGGCGUCGAGGUCUCGGAGGAGGACAAGCGGAGGAAUAAGGAGGUGGAGAAGGAGCUGAAGGAGGCCAAAGCCAAGUUGGCAUCACAAGUCAAGGUCUUGCUACUGGGCUCCGGAGACUCGGGCAAAUCAACUAUUUUGAAGCAAAUGCGUCUUAUCCACAAAGUCCCCUUCACUCCCCAAGAAGUCGAGUCGUAUCGGCAGCUUGUCUUCAAUAACCUGACACAUGGCCUCCAAUCCGUCCUCGAGGCGAUGGACGACAUGGACCUCCAGGUCUCCGAAGAGAAUCAGCAAUACAUUGAGAUGAUCGAGAGCGCUGCUGAUAUCAAGGACCACGAGCCGUUCCCACAGUCAUACUACGAGCCUCUGAAGUCGCUAUGGGCAGAUGAGAAUCUGCAGAAGGCAUACAGCCGCGGCAACGAAGCAGCACUGCCCGAGAACCUUGAGUACUUCUUCCCUCAACUGGACCGGCUGUUCAAGCCAGACUACCAACCACAUGAGCUAGACAUCGUACACUGUCGUGCACGGACAAUUGGUAUCACGGAGACGAUGUUCCAGCUGAAGGACCACGAGAUGCUCAUGGUGGACGUCGGCGGGCAGAAGAGCGAGCGGCGGAAGUGGAUCCACUGUUUCCAGGAUGUAACGAGUAUACUGUUCUUGGUCAGCUUGAGCGGCUACGAUCAAUGUCUGGUUGAGGACAAGGAUGCAAAUCAAAUGCAAGACGCCAUGACAAUAUGGGAUUCGAUAUGCCACUCUCAGUGGUUUAAGCAGACGUCGAUAAUCCUCUUCCUGAAUAAGAACGACCUCUUCGAGAAGAAGAUUGCACACUCAGAUAUCAAGAACUACUUCCCCGAUUAUGACGGUGAACCGGGUGAUGUACGUGCUGGCCGCGAAUAUUUCAAGAAGCGAUUCGCGCGGUUAGCGCAGAAAGCAGGGGCAAAAGAGCGGGAGAUCUACAUUCACCUAACAACAGCAACGGACACGGCUAUGUUGCGAGUGGUGAUGGCUGCGGUAGAAGGUUCCAUAACUCUCCGAAGCAAUCUUGAGAAUGCUGCGCUCAUAUGAUUCGCUUCCACCAUGCCCGCCGCGUUUCGGCUUCUCUUCCUACACUGUACUAUGACGCUCUCUUGAUUUUUUCUCCUUCCUCCCCCCCCCCACCCUAUCCUGAGCUGGCUGCAACUCGGGCGGGGGCAGCACGCACUAUGCACGUUGAUCUGUUUUUGCAUGCUUUGCUUUGUCCGUCGUUAAUACUAAACUCAUUUCUCUCCUCUUUCUGCUGUUCCGUCCCGGAUGAUCGCACCCACAAUGUCAUUCUGCACCCGAUCCGACAAUUCCGGCGCAUCAUCGGUCAUAUGGUACUUUCUCCGCUUCCCCGAUUGGCAGUGCGAUCAUAAGCAAGAAUAUUCGAGAAAUUAUGCUGUGAGUUUUAAGGGGGCCGUUCUGGGGUGCAUGGGCGUACGCGUCGCAAGGCACGCACCGUUCCGUUCCAUCCGUUCUCCCUAUGCUCUCCUCCUGUUCUGUUGUCACGCAUGUUACAAUCCCUGUUUCCCAUUUGCUUUCGGUUUAAUUUAUCUGCAAGAUGCUAGCUUCGACGUUCGGACGGGUUGGGACUCAUGGAAUAUUCACUUUCGUAUCAAGAUUUGUUGUCGCACUUCUUCCUAUAUCAUGUACGCAAGUCUGCUCUUUCCCCCUGCCCGUGCAUUCUGUACCGCUAUUCUCGCGGCAUUGUAUUGUUGUCUAUACCUCUCAGGCUUCGCUUCACACAUACAUACGGAGUCAGCUUAUUCAAAAUUAAUCAUUCUCCUGUAAGCGUUCGAAAUCGCCACAAAUGCAUGCUCAUGG
Gloeophyllum trabeum ATCC 11539 is the source of this 2196-nucleotide messenger RNA. RefSeq names its product heterotrimeric G-protein alpha subunit, GPA2-like protein. The transcript has 12 exons. Lineage: Eukaryota; Fungi; Basidiomycota; Agaricomycetes; Gloeophyllales; Gloeophyllaceae. Gene Ontology annotation, cellular component: heterotrimeric G-protein complex. The coding region runs from base 334 to 1419 and encodes 361 amino acids. The record is from RefSeq and is a predicted model, not a curated record. Gene Ontology annotation, molecular function: guanyl nucleotide binding; GTPase activity; G-protein beta/gamma-subunit complex binding. Gene Ontology annotation, biological process: G protein-coupled receptor signaling pathway.